Molecule: messenger RNA, 1344 nt
Organism: Botrytis byssoidea
Lineage: Eukaryota; Fungi; Ascomycota; Leotiomycetes; Helotiales; Sclerotiniaceae
Exons: 3
Coding region: 239-1153 (304 amino acids)
Source: RefSeq, a predicted model, not a curated record
UGCAUAUAAAUCUGCAUACACGGGGAUCAGCUUAUCAUGGAUCGCACAUGUCAAGGAUGCAGUAUGCCAUCUCAUCGCGCCCGCCGUGGGAGGAGCCUCAAGUAUCAACUCCAACUCCUUCAGAUACAAUAUGACAGGACUUCUCUUGCAAAACGAGCAUUGCUAAACACAACUCAUUUCAUUUAAAUUUGUUGAUCAAUUAUCAAUUUCCCAUUAUAACACAGAUCGCAUUUUCAAUAUGACAACAGUUAAAGUUAAUAGCCAACAGCGAUACCAUGACACGAACGCGGCUUAUGUGCUCCCAAAAGCAAAUGACGUCAUUGAGCAGGAUCGGCUUGAUACUCAGGCAGCUGCUAUUGUCGAGAUGAUUGGCGGCUUCCCUUUCUUAGCUCCAUUACAAACACUUGAUAAUAUUUCCAAGGUGGUCGAUAUUGGCUGUGGUACUGGUGUAGCGACCAUCCAGAUUGCUACAAUCUUGCCAUCUGCCACCAUUUACGGUCUCGAUCUAACCCCAGUGCCAGAGGAUUCAAAGAAAAUGGCACCGGGUAACGUGGUCUGGGCUCAAGGAAAUGCAUUGGAUGUUGACUACAACCAACCAGAUGAUGGUAUUCUAAGCCGCGAAAUACUCAAUCCGGAAGGAUUGGAUUAUAUUUUCGGCCGCAUGCUUUUCUUAGGUAUCAACAAUUGGCCAAAGUACUUUUCAAACACUUCACAUGCAUUGAAGUCCGGUGGUAUGAUUGAACAUCAGGAUUUAGACUGGAAAUUUUAUCGCGCCGGGACUUCAGAGUGCGUGAGCGACGAUUGGGAGUGGCACAAAGCAAUCUUAUCCGGGGCUCAAAAGUCCGGGUUAUCGACAAUCUCUGGCUCUGGAGCAGCAGCGCUAAUGAGAGAUUGUGGUCUGGAGGUGACCAACAUCGAAAGUUUUGAGUUUUCAUUUUCGGCAUCGAGCAAAUCGCCCCAAAGUCAAGCAAUGGCGAGGUAUGUUCAAGCUAAAUUGAUACCACAGUAUCCGGAGUUACUUCGCAAAAUGCUUGGAGCUAUUAGCAUAAGUGGAGAGAAAUUGGACACAUUGACGAGAGCAUGUCUUCAUGACAUCAAUUCUGAGGAAGGCUUGUACCAGAAGUAUACUGUCACUAUUGCAAGAAAGUCAUAGUCAUAGGAUGCUUCGAGACACACAAAUAGUUCUAUAAACACUUUAUUGUUUCGCGAAUCACGUUUUUGUGAUGAGUGUUAAAUUUUCAUUUUCUUCAGGCUGCUUUGCCAUACAACUACUAACUCCAAGUCUGCGUAGCUUGUAGUAUCUUCACAUGGGAGUUCCUCAAAAAUAUCCAGAACAAACCUCUU